Molecule: messenger RNA, 2407 nt
Organism: Truncatella angustata
Lineage: Eukaryota; Fungi; Ascomycota; Sordariomycetes; Amphisphaeriales; Sporocadaceae
Product: molecular chaperone bip1
Exons: 4
Coding region: 302-2293 (663 amino acids)
Biological process (GO): endoplasmic reticulum unfolded protein response; protein refolding; cellular response to unfolded protein
Cellular component (GO): nucleus; membrane; endoplasmic reticulum lumen
Molecular function (GO): ATP binding; heat shock protein binding; ATP hydrolysis activity
Source: RefSeq, a predicted model, not a curated record
GGUAGCUUUCCAACCAGUGAGUUGGGUUGCUCUGUUUAGUUCUCUACAGUACAUAAGAGAAUUCUCCCAGGCCCAUUCGUCUUCAGCUUCGUUUUCUUCCCCCAUUCACACACUUUCGCCGACUGAGCGACGACAACGACGAAUCAUCACUAACACACUGGGCUAUAUUUGCUCAAGGGUAGUGGUGUGCAUUCUCGACGGAGACUUUUUUUUCUCUCCCUCUAAAACCAAACUUAGAACAUCAUCGUCGCUGCUUAACUGUAGUUGAUUUCUACACAUUUCUCAAACUCACAUAGCCGCAAUGGCUCGACCCCAAAAUUCGUGGGCCUUGAGCUUUGGCUUGAUCGCUUGGAUCGGCCUGCUCUUCUGCGCUCCUCUUUUCUUCGCCGGCUCUGCCCACGCAGAUGAUGUCUCAGAAUAUGGAACUGUUAUCGGUAUCGAUUUGGGUACUACCUACUCUUGCGUUGGUGUCAUGAAGGGAGGCAAGGUUGAUAUCCUCGUCAACGACCAAGGAAACCGUAUCACCCCGUCAUAUGUCGCCUUCACCGAGGAUGAGAGAUUGGUCGGAGAUGCUGCCAAGCAGCAGUUUGCCGCCAACCCCACCAACACCAUCUUCGAUAUCAAGCGUCUCAUUGGCCGCAAGUACUCCGAGAAGACUCUCCAAGACGACAUCAAGCACCUUCCUUACACCGUCAAGAACAAGGAUGGCAAGCCCGUCGUUCAGGUCAAGGUCAAUGGUGCCGACAAGGUUUUCACCCCCGAAGAAAUCUCUGCCGUCGUUCUCGGCAAAAUGAAGGAGGUUGCCGAGUCUUACCUGGGCAAGAAGAUCACCCACGCCGUCGUCACUGUCCCCGCCUACUUCAACGACAACCAGCGCCAGGCCACCAAGGAUGCCGGUAUCAUCGCCGGUCUCAACGUCCUCCGUAUCGUCAACGAGCCCACUGCGGCUGCCAUUGCCUACGGUCUUGACAAGGUCGACGAGGAGCGCCACAUCAUUGUCUACGAUCUCGGUGGUGGUACUUUCGAUGUCUCCCUGCUCUCUAUCGACCAGGGUGUUUUCGAGGUUUUGGCUACUGCCGGUGACACUCAUCUCGGUGGUGAGGAUUUCGACCAGCGUAUCAUCAACCACCUCGCCAAGACCUACAACAAGAAGAACGGCGUUGAUAUCACCAAGGAUGUCAAGGCCAUGAGCAAGCUCAAGCGCGAGGCCGAGAAGGCCAAGCGUACUCUCUCUUCCCAGAUGUCCACCCGCAUUGAGAUCGAGGCUUUCUUCGAGGGCAACGACUUCUCUGAGACUCUUACCCGAGCCAAGUUUGAGGAGCUCAACAUCGAGCUUUUCAAGCGCACCCUCAAGCCCGUUAAGCAGGUUCUCGACGACGCCAAGCUUAAGAAGGAUGAGAUCGACGACAUCGUUCUUGUUGGUGGUUCCACCCGUAUCCCCAAGGUUCAAUCUCUUCUCCAGGACUUCUUCAACGGCAAGCCAUUGGCCAAGGGUAUCAACCCUGAUGAGGCUGUCGCUUUCGGUGCUGCCGUUCAGGCUGGUAUCCUCUCCAACGAGGAGGGCACUGGUGAUGUUGUCCUCAUGGACGUCAACCCUUUGACUCUUGGUAUUGAAACCACCGGUGGUGUCAUGACUAAGCUGAUCCCCCGUAACACUCCCAUCCCCACUCGCAAGAGCCAGAUCUUCUCGACUGCUGCCGACAACCAGCCCGUCGUUCUGAUCCAGGUCUUCGAGGGUGAGCGUUCCAUGACCAAGGACAACAACCUUCUUGGCAAGUUCGAGCUUACCAACAUCCCCCCCGCCCCUCGUGGUGUUCCCCAAAUUGAGGUCUCCUUCGAGCUUGAUGCCAACGGUAUCCUCAAGGUUUCUGCCCACGACAAGGGAACUGGCAAGACUGAGUCCAUCACUAUUACUAACGACAAGGGUCGUCUUACUCCUGAAGAAAUUGAGCGCAUGGUUGCCGAGGCCGAGAAGUAUGCUGAGGAAGACAAGGCCACCCGUGAGCGCAUUGAGGCUCGUAACGGUCUUGAGAACUACGCCUUCAACUUGAAGAACCAGGUCAACGAUGAGGAGGGUCUCGGUGGCAAGAUCGAUGAGGAGGAGAAGGAGACCAUUCUUGACGCCGUCAAGGAGACCACCGACUGGCUCGAGGAGAACGUUGGCACCGCCACCGCUGAGGACUUCGAGGAGCAGAAGGAGAAGCUUUCUAACGUUGCCUACCCCAUCACAUCCAAGAUGUACCAGGGUGCAGGUGGCGAGGACGGUGGUGACUUUGAUCACGAUGAGUUGUAAAACAUGCAUAGCAGGCGCAUCACAUGUUGAAAUUCCUAGAUUUGAGUUGUUACUAGCAUACCCCACCAGAUACACAAGCAAUAAAAAAAAUAAAGAAACUUAAUAAAAUUGAAA